Molecule: messenger RNA, 579 nt
Organism: Halteromyces radiatus
Lineage: Eukaryota; Fungi; Mucoromycota; Mucoromycetes; Mucorales; Cunninghamellaceae
Exons: 1
Coding region: 1-579 (192 amino acids)
Source: RefSeq, a predicted model, not a curated record
AUGAAGACGAUUACCUUUAUUUACAUCUUUACUUUAUUUUUCUUUAGUAGCUAUGCUAUCAUUCCUAAACAAUGUAUGGAAAUUGUCAAUGAAGUAAAAAAAUAUGCUCCUCAAGUAAAAAGUUGGAUGAUCCAAGAUUUUUGUACUCAAUGUGGAAAACCUAUUCCUUAUUCCAAAGCAAAACCGUUCAUAGAAAGUGCUACAAAUGAACUUGCCGGAACGAUUAUUCCGUAUGUUAGAAGUAGAGCUCCCAAAUUACCAAAAGAUAUAACACCCCAAUGGGUAGUACAUGUUUCAUCAGCUAUUGGAGAUGCGUUUUCCCAUCACAAAGACAUGUGUAAAUUUGAUAUGAAUAAUCCACAACAUAAAAAAGAGAUAGAAAAAGCUAAGCAAAUAGCUAUUAACAAAGCAAUGCCUAAAGCAAUGGGGUUACUACCUAUGGCUGGUGAAUGUAAAAAACUUGUAGGUAUUCCAAAAUUGAUAAUGAAUGAUAUACCAAAAGGAAUAUCUAGAGGACCACCAAUCAAUAUAAGAAGUUUAAUUCAAAAAUAUUCUCAACAAUUAUGCAAAAGUCUAUAA